Messenger RNA from Didymodactylos carnosus, 603 nucleotides. The record is from the annotation of a GenBank genome assembly. NCBI's taxonomy places the organism in Eukaryota, Metazoa, Rotifera, Eurotatoria, Philodinida, Philodinidae.
AUGUCUAACAACGAAUGGCAAGUUUUGAACGUCGUGAAAACACUCGAUGAAGUUACAGCAAUAGUACAACAACAUCAAGUAUCGAAAUUUCGAAAAUCUGCAUUAUCUAUUGAUCAUGCAAAUAUUCCAUUACCAUCAAGUCAAUUAUCGAAUAUAAUCAGCUAUAAUCGACGGAAAAAUAAUCCAGAAAUAUUUUCGGUGUAUGAUUUGCGUAAAUGGUGUAAUGAUCAUAAAGAUGGUGGUGAUUCAUCACAUUCAACAUUUGUACCAUAUUAUUCGAUUGAUAAUGUUGAUAAUAUUUUUGUAUUAUUUACAACAAACCCAAUUUACAACUUUGUUACAAUGUUUGGAGCAUCUGAUGCUGAUCGUCAUUUCCGUCCGUUUGGCAUUGCUUUAGUGUCUAGUGACGAAAGUUCAACAUGUUAUGAACAAUUAUUUAAUGGUAAAAAACCGUUUCGCCAAAAGACGAUUAGCCAAAAGACAAUUCGCCAUGGCGAAAUGUCACGUGCCGGCUCGCCAAUUGGCGAAGUGUCAAUACCGUUUCACCCAGAAUUUGUACAGUUUCAUCAAUUGGCGAAAUGGCACAUGAUAUUUUGCCAGUAA